Messenger RNA from Malania oleifera, 874 nucleotides. RefSeq lists its product as uncharacterized. NCBI's taxonomy places the organism in Eukaryota, Viridiplantae, Streptophyta, Magnoliopsida, Santalales, Ximeniaceae. The coding region runs from base 134 to 406 and encodes 90 amino acids. The record is from RefSeq and is a predicted model, not a curated record. The transcript has a single exon.
UUGAGAUUUUACUUAAAUCCGUUCGCUACCAAUCACAGACCCCCCGUGCAUUAAUUAUUUAAUUGAGUUUCAUUUAAAGAUAUCAUCGAGAGGCCAAGAGUCAUCCUAUAUAAUUAAGAGAAGAGGAGAAGAGAUGAGUUCGGCGAGCAGAGCAUGGAUGGUGGCGGCCACUGUUGGGGCAGUGGAGGCGUUGAAAGAUCAGGGUUUCUGCAGAUGGAACUACGCCCUCAGAUCCAUCGCCCAACACGCCAACCACAAUUUCAGGUCAUUAGCUCAGACCAGCGAGCUCCCUUCUUCAUCUGUCGUGGUUUCCAGCAACAACAAACUAAAGAGAGAAGAGAGGGGGAAGCAAUCGGAGUCGUCGUUGAGACAAGUUAUGUACUUGAGCUGCUGGGGCCCCAAUUAAACUAAACUCCCACGACUAGAGAGGCCUACGAUUCUGGAUCCGCAGCCCAACAGGACACGGCACGAGCGUGUACAGGAUUGACGAAAUUCGAAGACCGAUUCCGCUGUAAACAUAUGUAAUAUUUGUAAUACGGUUGGUGGAAAUUGGGUUUGCUUUAGUUCUUCUUCUGCAAUCUUCUUUCUUGAUGUCUCCUGUGGAAGGCGACGGAGCAAAAUUCCUGAUUUCUUUGCUCGUUCUCUGUCUCCGCCUUAUCUUCUUCGCCCUGGAAAGAUGUUUUUUAGAUUGGCGCAUCUUCUUGGCGAAUUUCAAAGAUAAUUCUUUUCAACGCAAAACUGGCGCUGGAUUAUGAAUCAUUUGGCUUUGGACCCAGUGUUAAUUUGGUCUCCUUCAAAUUUUAUUGCGUGGAUACUCUCCUAUGACUGUGGGAGGGAGAAAAGAAAUUACGUAUGAUGAUGACCCAUUUCUUCA